AUGAGUCGCUCUCGUUCGAGAUCGAGCGACCGCGAACGUAGCCGUCAUUCGCGUUCAAGCAGCACGUCGUCCAGCGAGUCAUCCGGUCGAUCGAGCUCCCGUUCUCCGUCGCCAGAUCCCCCAGAGGAAGGAGAGCUGGACGUCAAGGACCCGGAUGAAUUCGCUUCAGCACAAGAAGAAAUACCCGCCCCACCUGCGGUGCCGCAGAGGACUCAGCGCAUCAGGAUAAGCCUCACUGAGGAGGCUAGGCGCCGAUUUGACCAAGUGGCGGCUGGGAUGCAGGUGUCAAGCAGUGAGCGAAUAGCCAUAUUGAAAGAUGUGCCGCUCGUCUCCUCACCGUUCGCAGAAGUAGCGAUGUUGGACGACCAACUUCCCAGGGAGGUCGAGAGGUCCAUUCAGCUUCGGGAGGCAGACUUACGCCGUCUAAACGAAACCCUCAUCAACACCAUCAAUAUAAUCGAGCUGGUGCGAAAGUUAGGAGCUGACGGAGCAGGAACAGAAUUCCAUCCUUCCGUCAUUGGAUAUUUCGACAUUGCUACCAUCCUUCUUUCAGCCUCCUUGCGCGACAUCAUUGUCUUCAGGAGAGAAAGAGUGUUGAGGUGGGUGCUUGAAUGCUAA
This is a messenger RNA of Cylicocyclus nassatus, 618 nucleotides long. Lineage: Eukaryota; Metazoa; Nematoda; Chromadorea; Rhabditida; Strongylidae. The record is from the annotation of a GenBank genome assembly.